Tupaia belangeri chinensis (Chinese tree shrew) is the source of this 954-nucleotide messenger RNA. RefSeq names its product olfactory receptor 1020. The coding region runs from base 1 to 954 and encodes 317 amino acids. Gene Ontology annotation, molecular function: G protein-coupled receptor activity; olfactory receptor activity. The transcript has a single exon. Gene Ontology annotation, cellular component: membrane. The record is from RefSeq and is a predicted model, not a curated record. Gene Ontology annotation, biological process: G protein-coupled receptor signaling pathway. Lineage: Eukaryota; Metazoa; Chordata; Mammalia; Scandentia; Tupaiidae.
AUGAUCAGAUAUAUGAAAGAAGUCCCGAGUAGAAAUCAAACGGAAGUGACAGAAUUUAUCCUCUUAGGACUCUCAGAAAAUCCAGAUCUUCAAGGUGUCCUUUUUGUGUUGUUUCUGUUCAUUUAUGUGGCAACCAUGGUGGGUAAUUUGGGAAUGAUAGUAUUGAUUAAGAUGGACCCCAGUCUUCACACCCCCAUGUACUUCUUUCUCAGCAGCCUCUCUUUCGUUGAUGCCUCUUACUCUUCUUCUGUCACACCUAAGAUGCUGGUGAAUCUUAUGGUUGAGAAUAAGGCCAUUUCUUUUAAUGAAUGUGCUGCCCAGUUCUUCUUCUUUGGAUCCUUCCUGGGGACGGAAUGCUUCUUGUUGGCCAUGAUGGCCUAUGACCGCUAUGCAGCCAUUUGGAACCCACUGCUAUACCCAGUUCUCAUGUCUAGGAGAAAUUGCUUCUUUCUAGUAGCUACCUCAUUCCUAGCAGGCUUUGGAAAUGCAGCCAUACACACAGGGAUGACUUUCAGGUUGUCCUUUUGUGGCUCUAAUAGAAUCAACCAUUUCUACUGUGAUACCCCACCCCUGCUGAAACUCUCUUGUUCUGACACCCGAAUCAAUGGCAUUGUGAUCAUGGCUUUCUCCAGUUUCAAUGUCAUCAGCUGUGUUACAAUUGUCCUUAUUUCCUACCUGUGUAUCCUCAUUGCCAUCUUAAAGUUGCCUUCAUCAGAAGGCAGGCACAAAGCCUUUUCUACCUGUGCCUCCCAUCUCAUGGCUGUCACCAUAUUCUUCGGGACAAUACUCUUUAUGUACUUGCGACCUACAUCUAGCUACUCCAUGCAGCAGGACAAAGUUGUCUCUGUCUUUUAUACUGUAGUAAUCCCCAUGCUAAAUCCCCUCAUCUACAGUUUGAAAAAUAAAGAUGUGAAAGAGGCCCUGAAGAAAAUUUUACAGAAACAUGGACCAUAA